GUGCAACAGGAGGGGAAAAACGAGAGGAAAAGGCGAGAGAGAGAGCGAGAGAGAGCGAGAGAGAGAGAGAGGAAAAGAGUAGAAACACUCAGGCGCACGUUCCUGGGACGACGAGUCGCUCCUCGUCGGCGUUUCUUUCUCGAGGACUCCGCCGCGACCGAGUCGCCCUCGUCUCCCUCCCCGCCGCCCCCAUCUCCUCCCCGAAUCUCGUAGAUCUCCCACAGAUCCCAGGCUUUCUUCCGCAGAUCGAGCAUGGCGAGGUAUCAGGUGGAUGGUAAGGUGGUGCAGGGAGUGGACUUGUUGAGGAAGAAGCACUGGGUAUGGCGAUUAGACGUGUGGCCCUUCGCGAUUCUCUACUCCUUAUGGCUCUUCCUGGUCGUCCCCAGCAUCGAUUUCACUGACGCCUUGAUCGUCCUCGCGGGGAUCGCCGUCGUUCACAUCCUCACGCUACUCUUCACGGCGUGGUCCGUCGAUUUCAGAUGCUUCGUUCAGUUCAGCAAGGUGAACGACAUCCAUUCUGCGAAUGCGUGCAAGAUCAUCCCUGCCAAAUUUUCCGGCCCGAAAGAAGUCACGCCGCUGCAUUUCCGGAGAACUAUUUCAGUGCCAUCAUCAUCUUCAACGGCGAACAAAGAAGAAAUCUAUUUUGAUUUCAGAAAGCAACGCUUCAUUUUCUCAGCAGAAAAGGAUACCUUUUGCAAGCUUCCUUACCCUACAAAGGAAUCAUUUGGGUACUAUCUCAAGAGUAGUGGACAUGGAUCAGAAACUAAACUAACUGCUGCUACGGAUAAGUGGGGAAGAAAUGUAUUUGAGUAUCCACAGCCCACAUUUCAGAAGUUAAUGAAAGAACAUUGCAUGGAGCCAUUUUUCGUCUUUCAGGUCUUUUGCGUGGGCCUCUGGUGUUUGGAUGAAUAUUGGUACUACAGUUUGUUCACACUUUUUAUGCUUUUCCUAUUUGAAUCGACCAUGGCCAAGAGUCGGUUAAAAACUUUAACGGAGCUUAGGCGUGUAAGAGUUGAUAACCAGAUUUUGUUAGUGCAUCGAUGUGGGAGAUGGGUGAAACUUCCGGGGACAGAACUUGUUCCAGGAGAUGUUGUCUCCAUAGGACGCUCUUCUACUGGUGAAGAUAAAUCUGUACCAGCAGACAUGCUAUUAUUAGCCGGAAGUGCCAUAGUGAAUGAAGCUAUUUUAACGGGCGAGUCUACUCCACAGUGGAAGACUUCAGUUUUUGCUUGCACUGCGGAGGAUAGACUAUCAAUUAAACGAGAUAAGAAUCAUGUCCUAUUUGGUGGAACAAAAAUAUUGCAGCAUACUCCAGAUAAGUUAUUUCCACUGAAAACUCCUGAUGGGGGAUGCUUGGCUUAUGUGCUGAGAACUGGAUUUGAGACAAGCCAGGGCAAGCUGAUGCGGACAAUCUUAUUUUCCACCGAAAGGGUGACUGCAAAUAGCUGGGAAAGUGGCUUGUUUAUUCUUUUCUUGGUUUUCUUUGCCAUCAUUGCUGCAGGCUAUGUGCUCAAGAAGGGUCUGGAGGAUCCAACAAGGAGCAAAUACAAGCUUUUCUUGAGUUGUUCAUUGAUUAUCACUUCUGUUAUUCCCCCAGAGUUGCCAAUGGAGCUAUCAAUAGCAGUCAAUACAUCUUUAAUUGCAUUAGCACGCCGUGGUAUUUUCUGCACAGAACCAUUUAGAAUACCCUUUGCUGGGAAGGUUGACAUCUGUUGCUUUGACAAAACUGGAACUCUCACAUCAGAUGAUAUGGAGUUUCAAGGGGUGGUUGGCGUUGAUAAUAAUGGAGAUUUAGUAUCUGAUACUACUAAAUUGCCUCUUCGGACUGUUCAAGUGUUGGCGGCCUGUCAUGCAUUAGUUUUUGUGGAGAAUAAACUGGUAGGUGAUCCUCUUGAAAAGGCUGCGCUAAAAGGAAUAGACUGGAUAUACACCUCUGAUGAGAAGGCCAUGCCUAAAAAGUCAGGUGGACAAGCUGUGCAGAUUGUUCAUAGGUUUCAUUUUGCAUCUCACUUGAAAAGAAUGGCAGUCAUUGUCCGUGUUCAGGAAGAGUUCUUAGCAUUUGUAAAGGGUGCACCAGAAACUCUUCAAGAAAGGAUAGCUGAUUUGCCUGCUACAUAUGUGGAGAUCUACAAGAAAUAUACUCGUCAAGGGUCUCGUGUUCUGGCUCUUGCGUACAAGACUCUUCCAGACAUGACUGUUAGUGAAGCUAGGAGCCUGGAUAGAGAUUUUGUUGAGCGUGAUUUGACCUUUGCUGGUUUCGCGGUAUUUAACUGUCCUAUCAGGCCUGACUCUGGUUCCGUUUUACAUGAACUGAAAGGAUCAUCUCAUGAUUUGGUUAUGAUUACUGGUGACCAAGCUCUGACUGCUUGCCACGUUGCUAGUCAAGUUCAUAUAAUUUCCAAGCCUGCUUUGAUCUUGGUACGCAAAAAGACUCGUGAUGAUUUUGAAUGGCUUUCCCCUGAUGAAUCUGAGACAACCUUGUACAGUGAGAAGCAGGUGGAAUCAUUGUCAGAAUCACAUGACCUUUGCAUAAGUGGAGACUGCUUUGAAAUGUUACAGAGGACUGCAGCUGUUCUUCAAGUUAUUCCGUAUGUGAAGGUCUUUGCACGUGUUGCUCCUGAACAGAAGGAACUCAUCUUGACAACUUUUAAAACAGUUGGAAGGAUGACCUUAAUGUGUGGAGAUGGAACCAAUGAUGUUGGGGCACUGAAGCAGGCUCAUGUCGGCAUCGCAUUGUUGAAUGCUGCACCGCCGGCACAAACAGGAGAUUCUGCACCACAAUCACAGCCACCGAAACCUGAAAGUAAAUCAGGAAAAUCAAAGAAACAGAAACCCACUACUGAACUGCCUCCACCAUCUCCAUCUGCAAAUAGUAGUUCCCCAGGGCCAUCGUCAAGCAACCGCCACCUCACCGCAGCCGAGAGACAGCAGCAGCGUCUGAGGAAGAUGCUGGACGAGAUGAAUGAGGAGGGUGAGGGCCGCUCUGCGCCAAUUGUGAAGCUUGGGGAUGCCUCCAUGGCCUCGCCCUUCACAGCCAAGCAUGCGUCGGUUGCCCCCACCCUUGACAUCAUUCGCCAGGGCCGUAGUACCCUCGUCACCACCCUCCAGAUGUUCAAGAUCCUAGGCCUCAAUUGCCUCGCCACUGCCUAUGUCCUCAGUGUCAUGUACCUGGAUGGUGUCAAGCUUGGCGAUGUCCAGGCCACCAUCAGCGGUAUCUUCACUGCCGCCUUCUUCCUCUUUAUUUCCCACGCCCGCCCUUUACCAACACUCUCUGCUGCCCGCCCGCAUCCCAAUAUUUUCUGCGCCUACGUCCUCCUCUCUCUCCUCGGUCAAUUUGCAAUGCACUUGCUCUUUCUGAUAUCGGUUGUUAAUGAGGCCUCAAAAUACAUGCCAGAGGAGUGUAUCGAGCCGGACUCGGACUUCCAUCCGAACAUGGUGAACACAGUCUCGUACAUGGUCAACAUGAUGAUCCAGGUGGCUACAUUUGCAGUGAACUACAUGGGCCACCCCUUCAACCAGAGUAUAUCGGAGAACAAGCCUUUCAAGUAUGCACUGUUUGCUGCAGUAGGUUUCUUCACAGUGAUCACGUCGGAUAUGUUUAGGGACCUGAAUGACUGGUUGAAGCUCGUGCCCCUGCCGGAGGGGAUGAGGGCCAAGCUGAUGUUCUGGGCUAUACUCAUGUUCCUGGGUUGUUAUGGGUGGGAGAGGCUGCUGAGAUGGGCCUUCCCAGGCAGGAUGCCAUCAUGGAAGAGGCGGCAAAAGCAGGCAGUGGCUGCCUUGGAGAAGAAGAAUUUAUAACAUUUUGUUCUGUUUCUCGUUCCAAUAUGUUUUGUUAUUGAAGGGGCAAUUUUGAUGAUGGCAGCACUAAAUUCACUUCGUAAGAUGGUGGAGCUGCUGAUUUAGCACUUUCGCGUUCAAAGACUUUGGCCCUCCUUUCUGGUUAGCAGGACAAUUUUGUUCAGUUGAUCUAUCAUUUGAUUCACUUAAUUUUCCUCAAGUUUUGGAAAGUUCUUACAACGACUGUUGGGAGCAUUGCUGAACUUGGUGUAUCAUUAAUCCUUCUCACAGGUCAUAUAGCAACCUUACGUAAAAAAGCAUUUAAUGAUAAAGCUAAAGAUGUUUUAAAUCACUGAAGUAGAGAAGGCCUGUACUUUGUUGUAAUAGCUGUUUGUCAAUUUCGUGGAGGUUUCUUGAUUGUUUGGUUGUUAUACAUCUUUUCUUUUCUGUGUAGCAGGAUGGAUGCAUCCUCGUAGUAGCUAUGUUUUGUUAUUUGUCUCUUUUGUGAUUCCUCUUUAGAAAUUUGUGAUAAUUGAUGUUUUUCUUCUAAA
This is a messenger RNA of Ananas comosus (pineapple), 4328 nucleotides long. RefSeq names its product probable manganese-transporting ATPase PDR2. Gene Ontology annotation, cellular component: endoplasmic reticulum membrane. The record is from RefSeq and is a predicted model, not a curated record. Gene Ontology annotation, molecular function: ATP hydrolysis activity; ATP binding; P-type ion transporter activity. NCBI's taxonomy places the organism in Eukaryota, Viridiplantae, Streptophyta, Magnoliopsida, Poales, Bromeliaceae. Gene Ontology annotation, biological process: intracellular calcium ion homeostasis. The transcript is spliced from 22 exons. The coding region runs from base 253 to 3798 and encodes 1181 amino acids.